AUCCCGCGGUUUGAAUGACGAAAUGAAAUAAAAUCCGAGCUCUAAGUGAAAACCACUCUGUGUCAGUGCCGUAGUGCAUUUUUGUAAUGGUGUGAGUGAGCGUCGCGUCGAUACGCGAUCAUCAUCGAUAUGAUGGCGAUGAAAAUUUUGGUAGUUUUGCUGACGGUCGUCGCCUGUCACUUCGCGGCCGCUGAAAGAGAUCAUGCAUCAGCACUGGCAGGGAAUACCGCUCGCUUAAGAUGCCGUAUAGAUGGCAAGUCGUGUGGUGAGAUGCACAGUAUAAAAUGGUACAAAGCCGAUACAAGAGUCUACGUAUACUCUGCCUCUAAAGACGCGGCGAUCAACCGACCUGAAGGAGAUAUGAUGGACAGGAUGUCAAUCGCACACGAACCGAACGCGACGUACGCUGAGCUGGUGAUCACAAACGUACAGCCUGAUGAUGAAGGUGUCUAUCGCUGUGAGAUAACCUACCUACAAGUUGGGGAAGACUGCAAUACAGUACAAGUCACCGAUUUUCAUACCUACAUCAAACCUAAAUCAGUGGAAGUCAGAACCGGAGAUGGGCUGGUGUUAUCCGAAGGGGCUGUCUUCGGGCCUCUGUUGGAGAGGACGAAAGUUAACAUCACCUGCUUGGUUGUGGGGGGCAAGCCGCAGCCGAAGAUCACAUGGUACUUCAAUGGAAAGGAAAAAUUAGAUACUCGAACGAUAACCGACCAGUCAUCAGUGCAACACGUUCUUCCCCUGACCGUCACACGAACAGAACUGGGAGGCCAGCUGACGUGCAAUGUAUCCUCUGCAGCGCUGGAUUCGCCGAUAUUGCGAAGAGUGAAACUUGAUGUCAAAGUUCCACCAAACAAGAUCGCCAUAACGGGAAUAAAGGAUCACGCAACACAAGGCACUUUGCUUACUCUGAUGUGCAAGGUGUCCGGAGCACGUCCGGCUGCGAGCAUCGAAUGGUUCAACGGCACGCAAAAGCUCACUCCAGAUAAUCGUAACAUACAGCUUAAGGAAUUCGAAUCGAGCGACAAAACAUUUGAAACACAAUCGAACCUGACAUUCGAAGCGACGCGAUAUGAAAAUGGAAGAAAAUUCAUCUGCAAGGCUGUGAAUGACGUCAUGCUGGAGACAAAAGACCAUCCAAUACACGCAACUCUCGAAUUGGAGAUUUGGUAUCCUCCAAUCGUCCACGUUGGUCCACCCAACAUCACAGUAGUUGAAGGACAGAAGAUUCUUCUUAAAAGCGAAUACGAAAGCAACCCAUCAUCACUAACGGAAGUUAUAUGGUUUCGCGACGGUAAGAAGGUGAACGUCAAUAAUUCGCACUACCAGGGCGGUACCAUCGACCAGCACUCGCUCAUCAUUCUCGACGCCAGUGGUGAUGACAUGGGAAAAUAUACCGUACUGCUAGCCAAUACGGUCGGAAACGGCACAACGAAUGAAACUAUCAGUGUCAAUGUUCUAUUUAAACCUCAAGUUCGCCUUAUCAUGAGCUCACCAAGCCCCAUCUUGGAAACGGAUCACAAGAACGUGACACUCACGUGCGAGGUUGUGACUGGAAACCCUUCAAUCCUAGAUGAAGUCAUCUGGUAUCUGGACGGCGAAGUGCUUAAACAUCUGCCAGAGUGUAAUGGAACUGACGACGCUCUUUGCAAUGAAGUGGAUCCAUCAAUGCUACUCCUCCAGGACACCACCAAGAGUUUCCACGGGAACUACUCGUGCAAGGGAAAGAACUACGCGGGAUGGGGCAACGAGAGUGAGAAGACGGAGCUUAUUGUUAAUUAUCCUCCCGGACCAGCAAAAUUGACGUACUCUCCAUGGCGAGUCAUCAAGGGGAAGUCCCUCGUGCUCAGCUGCAGCAUACAAGAAAAGGGACGACCGGAAACACACAGGUUCCGCUGGCUUCGCGGCAGUCGAGCGAUCAGUGACAUCGUGUCACAGAACUGGACCAUCGACCCAGUCACUCUCGACCACCGUACCAACUUCUCCUGCAGAGGAAUCAACUCGGGUGGAGACGGGCCGCAGGCAAUAGUCAAUAUCGAUGUCUUAGCACCACCAAGUUUCAAGUACGCGAUGAAUCACUAUAGCGGAGCCUUGUAUAAAUCUCAGAAUAUAUCUCUGUCGUGUACGGUGGAAUGUGCUCCACUAUGUACUGUGGAAUGGCUAAAAGAUGGACAACGUAUAGAUCCAGAGAAAACAGACAAGUACUACGUCGUGGAAAGAAAAAUAGAACCUCAAGUCAAUAGAAAUGACUUUGAAGCUACGGAAUCUACUUUGCACUGGAACAUGUCGGCGUGGUCGGGCGGCGUGCUGUCGCGCGGCGACUCCGCGCGCUACGCGUGCCGCUCGUCGCGCAACGACGCCGGCCCGCCCGUCACCAGCACCACCAACUUCGCUGUCGAGUAUGAACCAGAGAACAUAACAGUUACGCCGAGCGUUGUGUCAGUCAUUGAAAACGAAAUACCGGCGAAAGUCGUCUGCUCAGCCAACGGCUUCCCGAUGCCGAACUACUCGUGGCGGCGCGAGCGCGCGUCGAAGAGCGCGGCGCGCGCGCACAACGCGAGCGCGGCGCUGUCGGCCUCCAACGCGCUGCUGCUGCCCGCGGCCGCGCGCGCGCACGCCGGCCGCUACGUGUGCGAGGCCUACAACCGCCACGGCGCCGUCAACACCACCGUCCUGCUGGACGUCAUGUUUAUACCGGAAUGUGGAAUAAAGCAAAUAGAGAUGGAGGGCGAUCAAGUCUUAGUGUGUACGGCGCACGCUAAUCCUUCAGAGGUGUCGUUCUCGUGGAAGUUGAAAAACGACAACGACAGUCUGUCUGACGAGAAGAUCUGGCAGAGCGGCCCGCAGAGCUUCUUGCGGCUAAGUGCGCGCGUGUCCGUGUACCGCACAUACUUGUGCGUGGCCAACAAUAGCGUCGGCGUGUCCCGGCCUUGCGAGCGGGACGUCAUGGCCAACUUGGAAAGUUAUAGUACCAAAGUUUGGUGGCGCGAUCAACAGAAGUUGAUGUUGAUCGGUGGUAUAGCGCUUGCCGUUCUCGUGGUGACGGUCAUACUCUGUGUACUCAUCAUAUGCAUCUGCCGCAGGAUGCGCGCUAAAUCCAAAUACAAUAAUCCCGUCGAACUCGAGGAGAGAGAAAAUCCGGAUGGUAGCUGUCUAAACGAAGUGUCUAUAGCUCAAUCUAUUAUAUCACAAGCUUUACCCGCUUUAUCACCGCGUUUAAAUUUAUCAUUCAGUCCCAAAUCACCAGAUAGAACUAGACUAGUCGAAUCACAGAGCUACCCUCAUAAUUUAGAAAUGACACUCAAUGAGAGAUCAAAUAAUUUACAAGCUAGCGUCAUACAAUCAGAUACAAAUGAUGAAAAUAUCCAAGUUAACAAAGAAACUGGAAUUGAAAAUUCUGAUAAUCAGAAUUCUGAACCUAAAAUUGAUACGAAUAAGGUUCAAACGGUAGUGACGCCAAAUAAAUGGCCAUUAAAACCAGGAGUUUUAGUACAUGUCAAUUCCAAUCAUACGCUCAGUCCAAAAAAUCAAGCGAGAUUACAUAACAGACCGCAAACAGAUAAUAAUACAGACGAAAAUAACUUGGGAUUAUUAGAAAGAACUAGAAAUGAAGAAAAUAGGGUAACACCUAAGCCAGAGUAUUCUAAAAAGGCUGGAAAACCUAGAAAAAAUACACAAAAUGUUGUAACAGGAAUUUUAAAGACUCUAAGACGCAAAAGUGAUUCUUCUGACGAUGAAAGUGGAAAAUAUAAGAAAAUUAAUAAAUCUAAUAAAAGGGCUGUGUCACUCGUGACUUUAAACAAAAGCUACGGACCAAAAAGAAGUAUUCGAUCUUUUUUUCUAAGUGAAACCCCAAACGUGAUUGUCACUGAAGGAGUUGUGUCGUUUAAAAGACCUGAUAGAAUUUGCACGACGAAUGGUAAAAUUGAACUGACUAAAGAACCACCGAGAAUUACAAGAAAACGAAAGAAACCCGGCGACAGCCCACCUACGAAUGGCGUAGAUAAUGCCGCAAACGGCAACCUAGGAACGGACAACCCUGGUCUCUACGAGAACCUGCCGUUCCACGGUCUCCAGCAACCUCCUAAUAAACCUGUACAAGCAAUUCAACCUAGAGUUGUAGAAACUAACCAAAAAACAACGAAAGGCAUCGAAGCUUUACAAAAACAAUUGACAACGAAUCCAUCAUUUACCCCACGAAUCGUAUGUCCACCAUUCGUACAAAAUUCGAUAAGUUAUCCUAUAACCCCAUCGAGUACGCAAUAUCAGUAUGGAAUACCAGUACUAUCACCGAUACAGCAAAUGUAUCCCUUGCACCAGACAGUAUUACUCAAUCCAUACUUACCACCGAUGCCACCGUCGUAUUUAAAACAGUUUCCAACUAUAGAAGAGGAAACGAUAGACCAAGAUAGAAAAAAAUUUAGCUCUUUGAACACUAGAAAUUUUAAAUCAAAACCACCUAAGUUCCAGUCAAUGAGAAUUGUUAGAAAAAGAAAUAUAGAAAGAUUCUAUCCCAAUACAGAGUAUGGAGAAAAUUUCACUGAAAUCAACAACAACAAAAAUACUUCAGAUUCAGACAAUGAUAAAAUAGAUUCUGAAGAUAAUAUUUACGAAAAUUUUCCUUCGCUGCUUAAAAUAAAUUCUAAUAUUAGUGGUGUAGAACAUUUUGAAAAUUUAACAGACUCAAUACAAGUUUGUGAGGAAAGUGUAAAUCAAAUUAGCGAUACAACUUCAUCAUUAAAUAGACCAAUCCCAGCUCCAAGAACUAAACUGUCACCGUUAAAACCUCCAUCGAAAUCUGAUCAUGUUUAUGUUAAUUUAUCGAUGCCACUAAUAAAAACUGGUUAUACUAAAUCAUGCGACACAGUAGACGCACCUAUGAGGUCAUCAAAAUCCGAAGAAAAUGUGUCGAAGCCGACGAAUCAAAGAAAUGAAAAUAAGUAUACUUUAAGCAUUCCAAAGAGAACGUUUAGUUUAAAAAAUAUAGCUGAUGACAAUUCAGAUGAAGAACAAGUAAGAACAGAUAAAGAAAAGAGUCCUACAAAGCCCAAUAUAAUUGGAGCCACGCCAAAAAGAACCACACCAAUAAUGUUACCCUCUACGUCGUUGGUCAAGUCUGUCGUAAGUCAGUUAAAUGAGCAAGGGAUAAACCGAGCUAAACUACCAAAAAAACAAGUGAUAGCACCAAAUAAAACUUUACAAAUACCAAAAUUGUCGGAAAAACCGAUACCAAAAAGAACUUUAGUGCAACGUAGUAAUUCUGUACAAAUUAGUUUACCAAAUGAUAGUGAGAUCGUUCAGAAUACUAAUAUACUACAGCAGCAAUAUCUUCAGAAAAGAAAUCAUUUCACCAAUCUUAGUUCGAAAGGAAAAAAUAAGAAAAAUUUCCAAAUACCUUUACAAAAACAUCACAGCUUCUGCUAUUUUCAACCGAUAAGAGUAGAUAAAAGAAUUCCUGUAGACCAAGAGCGCUCCUACAACAACACGAUAGGUCCAAUGAUAUACCAGCCUCCUGAAACCCAGUAUUACACGAAAACACUAAACAGAACUCGAGAAAAGCAUAGUCAGAAAUUAAAUCGAUUAAAAAAAUCCGAAAGUCUACGAGAAAAACUAUCAUGCGUAGGAGUAUACGAUAACUACGAGAAACCCAACUAUCCAGAACCGGAAUACAACGAUUCAGAAAGAAAAUCUUACUUGCAACUACUUAAAGGGAAUUACAUAUCAAAUUCAACGAGAAACUUAGGUCCCGAACACAAUUACAACACAAACUUUAACACAGUGGGCACAAAAGAUGAACGGCCUAAACAUAAAAAAUUAGUUUACGCAGAUUUAGCUUUAGGUAAUCAUAAUUUAAAAUUUAAGAAUACAGUCAAUUCAAAUAGACAUUUAUACGAUACGUAUACUAUAGGUAACGUCGAUAAUCCUAAUAAAGAUACUAACAGUAGUUAUAAAAGUAACGUACCCAGUAGCCAAAGAAAAAAUAGUCAACAGAGAAGCGACUAUGCGACUCUGAAGUUCAAUGAAAUCGACGUCUAAAGCCUUUCAGAAUAGAAGACCAGUUCAUAUACGCAGAUGCUGACAUGAAAGAUUACGGGCCAAUCAACUACAAGGCGGCUUCAAUUUACGCCCAAAUGAAAAAAGUCAAAAAUCAACAGAAAUUACAAGAGAUUUACGAGAA
Messenger RNA from Vanessa tameamea, 6178 nucleotides. RefSeq names its product neuromusculin (gene Nrm). The transcript has 30 exons. The record is from RefSeq and is a predicted model, not a curated record. Lineage: Eukaryota; Metazoa; Arthropoda; Insecta; Lepidoptera; Nymphalidae. Bases 130 to 6036 code for a protein of 1968 amino acids.